Nicotiana tabacum (common tobacco) is the source of this 825-nucleotide messenger RNA. The record is from RefSeq and is a predicted model, not a curated record. Lineage: Eukaryota; Viridiplantae; Streptophyta; Magnoliopsida; Solanales; Solanaceae.
AUGGAAGCAGCACAAACACACUCCAUCCCCAUGGAAUCUAAAAACACCAACAACAUUAACAAGUCCUACAUGGCAGCGCCACCAUCGGCACGGCGUCGGCAGGUAGCUCCGCCAAUCGCAACACCAUUAAUAUCUCCCAAGCAAGAGCCUCAUGAUAUGGCUGAGAAACCGCCGGCACCACCCAUUAUCAAAGUGACACUACCCACCCCAACACUGAAACAGUCGGUAUCACCUCCACAUAUGCCACCGUCACCGCCACCGACACCGCAUAACAAGGCUGUUACAUCUACAAAAGACCGACACACCAAGGUAGAAGGAAGAGGGCGGAGGAUAAGAAUGCCGGCAACAUGUGCCGCCAGAGUCUUUCAACUUACCCGUGAACUUGGUCACAAAACUGACGGCGAAACUAUUCAGUGGCUCUUACAACAUGCUGAACCUUCCAUAAUCUCCGCUACUGGCACAGGCACUACCCCUGCCAUUGCCGUCUCAGUUAACGGCUCCGUCGAAAUCCCCACCACUAAAAAUGGCCCUUUAACGCGGAAACGCAAACGUUGUACUACUAACAGUGAAUUUAUCAACGUUAAACAAAGAAGUAAUUGCCAUGCAAUUAUGACUACAUGCAGUCCUAGUACUAUUGACGUGAAGUGUAACAAAGUGACAACUAUUUUCGCUCCCGUUAUGUCAAUAGUACCAAGUCAGACAAUACUGCCACACGUGUCAAUGUUCGCUGUUCCUACAAGAAUAAACUCAAUGGCAGCAGCGUCACCUGUUUGGAUAAUUCCACAAACACCAUUGAUAACAAGAACACCAAGUGUAGCUGAUCAG